UUCAAUUUCUAAUCAGAAUUUAGUGUAGCUCUAUUUUAUUGCUCCCUAGUUCUUUCAAAAUUAUUGUUAAAUAAAUGUAUUUGAGGGGAGUAUAAUGAAUAAAGCUAUAGAUUCAUAAAUACUAAUAACUUGCAAAGGUGUCUCUCGUACAAAGUAUAAAUACUGAGUCUUUAAAAUAUUCAAGACUAUAUUAAUUAUCCUGAAAGAUGUCUUCCGUACCGGCAGCUGAUGAAAAUGAAAUUGAUGAAGCGAAAGAACGCGCCCAUUUUCAAGCCGUUGUAAACGCUUUCAGAUAUUACAAAUUAUGCUGUCUCGAUAGGAUACACAAAUCAGAGAAGAUAAUAUCAGUGCUACCGAAAUCACAUCAAGAACGGCUGACUAAGUACCAGGCCUACCUUACCAAAUUCAAAAAUUGUUUGGAUGUUAAUAACAGCAUAGUACACCUUAUAAUAAAGCAUGUUGACACUAUGUUUGAGAAUGUGGAUCACAGCAUUGAUGUUGCUGAGACAAAUGGUGCUGAGAAGUUUGGAUGCAACUACAAUAACUGUGAGAUUACUGUGCAGAAGCAGCACAAAAUGCAGCAUGAUGUUGAGAAGGUCCAGUCAGUUCUAAAGAAUAUAGUCCGCGAUUGGAGUGAAAUGGGUGCUCCGGAACGAGAACAGUGCUACCAACCUAUCCUGGAUGAAUUAGAAGACAGAUAUCCUAUUGAAGAUUUUAGUAACCGUUCACAAGUCAAAGUGCUGGUGCCCGGUGCUGGUCUAGGCAGGCUGGCUUGGGAAGUGGCCGCGCGAGGUUUUACCUGCCAGGGCAAUGAGUUCUCGCUCUUCAUGCUGUUUGCAAGUAACUUUAUCCUGAACAAAUGCCAUGAGGCUAACCAGUACAUGGUCUACCCCUGGCUGCAUCAGUACGUGAACCAUAUGACGAGCGAGCACCAGAUCGUCCCCGCGAAGUUCCCGGAUGUGUCGCCUUCGUGCCACCAGUCAAACUUCUCGAUAGCUGCUGGGGAUUUCCUUAAGGUAUACACACUGACAGAUGAAUGGGACUGUGUUGCCACAUGCUUCUUCAUUGACUGCGCGCCGAACGUAAUAGAGUUUAUCGAGAGGAUAUAUGACAUACUGCGGCCUGGGGGUAUGUGGAUCAACCUGGGACCGCUGCUCUACCAUUAUAGUGACAUGCCAAAUGAGAUUAGUAUAGAGCCGCCAUACGAUAUUCUAGUCGACAUUAUUAAGGAUGUGGGCUUCGAAAUGGUGAAGCAGCGAACGGGCGUUAAAACGAAAUACGCACAAAAUCCUCACUCAAUGUUACAACACGAGUACGAUUCCGUUUACUUUGUGUGUAUGAAGCCUUAUGCCUGAAUAAUUCCCGAAGACUUCCCAUCGCUCCCGUGCCGAAGUAACUGUGGGUGGCUUUUAGCAAGGGAUGCUGGUACCACAGCGUCGCCAUUUUCUGUCAUUAAGUGUGAAAACACCCUUUUUCAGUUUAAAACGCGCCGUAGCUAUUGAAAUUACUGGACAAAUGAGACUUAACAUCUUAUGUCCCAAAGUGACGACCGCAAUUAUAGUGCCGUUCAGAGGUUUUGGGUUUUUCAAGAAUCCUGAACAGCACUGUAUUAUAAUGGGCAGGGCGUAUCAAUUACGAUCGUCUGAACGUCCUGCUCAUUUCGUUCCUUAUUGUCAUAUAUAUAAUCAAUAUAUAUCAAUAAACUUCACGCCGGUAUAGAAGUGCCGAGUGUGGAAUUUACGCCACCUGUGGUAAAGUCGCCUCUUACGACACUUGGGCCUGGGACUUCCUUUUACAAAAGAAGCACAGGGCGUUGGCAUUGCUUUGUAAUGUAGAUAUGACGUAUCAUAAAUUAUCUGGUGAUCGUCUCGCACGGCUCGUGACUUUUCGUCAUAAAAAAUUACAGAAAUUGUGAAAUUUGUAUUUUUCCUUCCUUCCGAUUGUAUAUCUGUAAUCUAAUUUGAUAUGUAUUAUUUGUGAGUAGUUUCAGAUGACUGUUGUAUUUUCUAUUUUCACGGGACAAUGUCGUAGAUCAUUCUGAUAACUGUUGUAUUUUUUUUUCACGGGACAAUGUCGUAAAUGAUACUGAUGACUGUUGUGUUUCCUGUUUUCACGGGACAAUGUUGUAAAUGAUACUGAUGACUGUUGUAUUUUCCGGUUAUUCCCGUGACAAAGUCGUAAAUGAUACUGAUAACUGUUGUGUUUCCUGUUUUCACGGGACAAUGUUGUAAAUGAUACUGAUGACUGUUGUAUUUUCCGGUUAUUCCCGUGACAAAGUCGUAAAUGAUACUGAUGACUGCUUUAUUUGCUGAUUUCACGGGACAAUGUUGUAAAUGAUACUGAUAACUGUUGUGUUUCCUGUUUUCACGGGACAAUGUUGUAAAUGAUACUGAUGACUGUUGUAUUUUCCGGUUAUUCCCGUGACAAAGUCGUAAAUGAUACUGAUGACUGCUUUAUUUGCUGAUUUCACGGGACAAUGUUGUAAAUGAUACUGAUAACUGUUGUGUUUCCUGUUUUCACGGGACAAUGUUGUAAAUGAUACUGAUGACUGUUGUAUUUUCCGGUUAUUCCCGUGACAAAGUCGUAAAUGAUACUGAUGACUGCUUUAUUUGCUGAUUUCACGGGACAAUGUUGUAAAUGAUACUGAUAACUGUUGUGUUUCCUGUUUUCACGGGACAAUGUUGUAAAUGAUACUGAUGACUGUUGUAUUUUCCGGUUAUUCCCGGGACAAUGUUGUAAAUGACACUGAUGACUGCUUUAUUUGCUGAUUUCACGGGACAAUGUUGUAAAUGAUACUGAUAACUGUUGUGUUUCCUGUUUUCACGGGACAAUGUUGUAAAUGAUACUGAUGACUGUUGUAUUUUCCGGUUAUUCCCGGGACAAUGUUGUAAAUGACACUGAUGACUGUUUUAUUUGCUGUUUUCACGGGAAAAUGUCGAAAAUGAUACUGAUGACUUGUAUUUUCUGGUUAUUCCCGUGACAAAGUCGUAAAUGAAACUAAUGACUGUUGUAUUUUCUGUUGUCACGGGACAAUGUCGUAAGUUAUACUGGUGACUGUUGUUUUUUCCGGUUAUUCCCGUGACAAAGUCGUAGAGUCACGAAACACUGUGAUGAAUGUUGUAUUGUUUGCAUGUAAGUGUCUAAAUUAUUUAAAACGACACUCAUUAAAUCAUGUUAAUUUGAACGGAUUAAGUAUAUUAUUUGAAUUGGUAGAGAUGUAAGAGUCUUCUAACCAUAUCGGUGCGUUUUCCCGCCGCCAAACAGUAGCUGUGUUAUUAAUAAACUAAUAAACGCGAAGUAAAGUUAUUCCAACUUUUAAACUUUUUGUCUUUAUCUUAACUUUGUCACGACAGAAUUACAUCAUAGGAACAAGUAAUUUUACACUUGGAGUAACAUUACAUUGCGUUUAUUGAUAUAGCUAGUGACAAAAUUGGGCUCUUGGGACUAAGCUGUAAUCUAGCUUUCUCGAAAACCUGAGCAGCACUGUAUUUACUUCACAUCAAGUGAAAUUGUUGCUCGUCUUGUAAUAAUUUCUCAUAAAAAAAGUAUAGAACCCCAAGGUUGGGUUGCAUCAACUAACUUUAGCAGUAACAAACAUGUUAAAGUACCGGUUAAGCAAAAAAUGUGUUGCACCAUUUGAGAAUUUUUAGAUGAUGUCACAACUUUAAUUGUUAACCGUAACCGUCCAAUCUUCGCCGGUUAAAGCUAUUAUUAUUCGAAUAAAUAUUCAAUAUUGACUUGAAAUUCCACUUUUUAAGAAGAAGUAGUCAGCGUUACUGUUAACGUUAAAUUUGACUUAAACCAAAACUAUAACAGCUAAUAUGAUGCAACACAGCCUUAAUAGUGCACCGUUUUAUGUUUGUCUGUUGUUUAUGCAAUAAUAAAUUGCUGCCAACUUUUUGAGACGGAGUUAUUUUACGCGACUUACAAUAGAGUAAACUGGUUGGAAACGUGACGUAACGAAAAAGCGUUACACCUCAAAACAUUGCGUGGCGUUGUAUUCAAAGCGCGGUCGUAACACAACUGAACGAAAACUCUGCCAAAUGGACGCGUAAGCAGAGUUCUGCUUCAGACAAUUAAGGAGCGUGAUUGUAAGUGUAGUUGUUUAUUGUACGUAUUGCUUAAUUACAUACAAAAAAGAAAUGACAGAUUACAAUAGAGUUGCAUGGAGGGACCAUGUCGCUUAUUCCUUACAUCAUAAAAAUAAUAAACAAUCAUAAUAUCAAUAUCAAAUUAGUCAAAGAAGCCUGAAGAACUCGGGCAUGAUGUGUCCCCAAACCGCCUUUUUUUGCAAAUAAUCUGUGGCAGUUGUGAAAAUAAGUACUUGUAUAUUGUAUAUAUUAAUUAGCAUGUAAGAUAAUUCAGUAUAAAAUGUUCCCAGCAAGUAUUAGUUUAAAUCGGCAUCGUAUCCAAAGUGUAUAAGAAUUAAUAAGUAUUCGCAUGUACCAUAUAAAGAGAUUAAAGUUUAUUAUAUAA
Molecule: messenger RNA, 4476 nt
Organism: Leptidea sinapis
Lineage: Eukaryota; Metazoa; Arthropoda; Insecta; Lepidoptera; Pieridae
Product: carnosine N-methyltransferase
Exons: 8
Coding region: 207-1355 (382 amino acids)
Molecular function (GO): S-adenosylmethionine-dependent methyltransferase activity
Source: RefSeq, a predicted model, not a curated record